Penicillium paradoxum is the source of this 1539-nucleotide messenger RNA. RefSeq names its product cytochrome P450. NCBI's taxonomy places the organism in Eukaryota, Fungi, Ascomycota, Eurotiomycetes, Eurotiales, Aspergillaceae. The record is from RefSeq and is a predicted model, not a curated record. The transcript has 7 exons. Gene Ontology annotation, molecular function: heme binding; monooxygenase activity; iron ion binding. The coding region runs from base 1 to 1539 and encodes 512 amino acids.
AUGGAUUCUCUUACGAAAGAGGCUGUCCAGAGCUUCCUUUCUCUGUCUGUGCUGUUGUACGCUUUACUUGGGUUGAUAAUCAGCAAAAUCAUUUGGUUGAUCCUAUUUCACCCACUUCGUCAGAUUCCAGGCCCAUUGUUCGCCAAAGUAACCGAUCUCUGGCACCUAUAUCAUUGCUGGGGUGGGAAACGACACCAUAAGUUGGUGGAGCUACACAAAAAAUAUGGUAACGUAGGGAAAGGGCCGUUUGUUCGAAUUGGACCUAAUAUGGUUUCAACCAACACAUCGCAGGCAAUACCCGCUAUCUAUUCUGCUCAUGCACCGGUCCUGAAGUCGGGAUUUUACCAGGCCUUUGCACCGGGAAUGCCUAGUAGUUUUACGACCAAUGAUAAGAUUUACAAGCAGAAGAAGCAAAUAUUAUCUUCUUCGUUUGCGCCCCGCAAGCUUGAAGCCAUGGAGCCGUUGAUUCGUCUCCAUAUUGACAAGUUUUGUGAAAUUAUUGCAGCAGCUGGAAACGUCGACAUUGCCGUGAUGUUUGGUGCUCUAUCUAUGGACGUUCUGUCUGAUCUGUGCUUCGGCCAAAGCUUCGACACUCUGGCGGAUGAGCCAGAAAGAGAUCACAUUUUGGAGGCUAUGGAAAAAUCUGUUCAAUUGGUCAUUAGAGAAGGAACUAUGCAUAAAUGGCCACGCGCUAUCUGGAAGUUCCUUCACGCAAAGGAAGAUGUGAAAAAGCGGGGAUACGUCUAUCAGAGAGCAGCAGAAGCAAUGAUGCGCCAAAUGAAUACUCAAUGCGACCGAGAGGACUUCUUCAGCAAUAUACUUCAGGCCCGAAGGCCGGAAACCGGAGAGCCGUAUGAUCAGCGCGAACUGAUGGGUGAAGCAAUCCUUCUCCUGUUCGUUCACACCCUCCAGCCAUUUGUAGCAGGAUCCGAUACCACGUCUACAGCGUUGACCGUGAUUAUCUGGCAUUUACUGGCAAACCCCAAGACGAUGCAGAAAUUGACAGACGAAAUAUGUGAGAAGUUUGACUCCGCGGAGGAAAUACAGUAUAAGGAGCUCAAAGGGCUCUCAUAUCUGCAUGCGGUAAUAGAGGAAGGCCUCAGAAUAUGUCCACCAAAUCCAGGUUUGAUUCCACGGGUCGUUGUCGACAGAAACCCAGGCCAUUUAGCGAUUGGGGACCAUGUCUUCCCUCCUGGUACUGAAAUUGGAGUCUGCAAUCUUUCACUUCAUCGUAAUCCCGAAUAUUUUGAUGAUCCGGAUGCCUUCCUUCCGGAACGCUGGUUGGAGAACUCUUCUCUCAAAUGUGACAAAGGUGCAUUUUCUCCAUUCUCCUACGGCCCCAGAUCGUGUCUGGGUCGAAACAUGGCAUACAUGGAGAUGAGUCUGACGCUGGCUCUCCUUGUCUACCAACUCAAACUAUCAUUUGUCAAUCAUGACAGAGAAAUGCUGGCUGGAUUUGACGUUGAGGAUGCCUUUGUCGCUAUAAAGCCGUCAGUUCAAGUAAAAGUGACAAAAGCCGAGAGCACAAAGGCCCUGUGA